Messenger RNA from Triplophysa dalaica, 2974 nucleotides. It is a transcript of the gene cep78, whose product is annotated as centrosomal protein 78. The record is from RefSeq and is a predicted model, not a curated record. NCBI's taxonomy places the organism in Eukaryota, Metazoa, Chordata, Actinopteri, Cypriniformes, Nemacheilidae. Bases 282 to 2363 code for a protein of 693 amino acids. Gene Ontology annotation, cellular component: centrosome. The transcript is spliced from 16 exons. Gene Ontology annotation, molecular function: protein binding.
CGCCGCGGUUUGUUUUGAUCUGCUGAUUGUUCAGUGAUCUCAUCACCAUCAGUCUCUAGAGUGGAAACCACGACAACAACACUAACAAACUGGUAACCAGCCUUUAACACAUGACAGAAAAAGCUAUAAAUCGAGAUUUAAAACGUUUUGACGAAGCCAUUCUUAUGCUCGUUACUACAGUUCUUCAUGCCAAAAUAAAUAAAAAAUCUUAUGGAGAUUUGUUUUGCUCGUCUGUAACCCAAAAUUUCGUAAGCAGCUGGAUCUGAAGAAUAGGUUGCAUAAUGCUUGAUUUAGCACAUAUCCGCCGCAGAGGGGCUCAAGACUUUGAAGGCUACUAUGAUCACAUCUGCGCCUCUCAGGGGUCAGCUCCCUGCCGCGUUGUGAAAACUGGCCUGUCCCGGGGGAUGUUGGACUUUCAUGCUGAUCACAUCAGUUUAGCAGAUUGGGCACCCAUCCUGUCUGCUCUCUCCAUCAAUAAAGACCUGCAGCAUGUGUCCAUCAGAAGCUGCCAUCUCACCAACCUAGUAGCCCAAAGUUCCUACAGAGCCCGUAGUGGCAAGAAGACCCCUGCAAUUCAUUCAAAGAAUAUGACACUACAGUUGUGUAAAGCUGUGCAAAAGUGUCUGUGUGGGUCAAGCGGCCUAAAAACUUUACAGCUACAUGGUCUACCAUUGCGAGAGAGGGAUCUUACAGCUCUCACAAAGGGUUUAGCUAAGAGCGUGUCACUGGAGCAUCUCUCUUUAGCACACUGCCCAAUUGCAGAUGCAGGUUUGGAAGUCAUCUGUCAGAGUGUAAAGUACUCCUCAACCAUCAAGACUGUGGAUUUCACUUCCUGUAAUAUUACAUGGCAGGGGGCGGAGCACAUGGCAAACAUUAUAAAGAACCAGGCAAUGAGGCGGCAUAGCACGGCGUGGGUGGAGACUUUGCGCUACAGAAGGGCGGAGUUUGAGGCCAUGAAUGGUCUGCGCAGAGUUACUCUCAAUGACAACAUAUUGAUCGGGGACAAAGGAGUGACAGCACUUGGUCGUGAGCUUACAGAGGACCUGUGGGUCAAAGCGGUGGACCUUCAGCGCUGUGGGAUCUCAAACGUUGCAGCUCGCGUUUUAGAGCAAAUGCUUCAGUCAAACAGCACUCUGUGUGUGCUAGACAUCAGGAGAAACCCACUGAUCGAUAAUAAUCUGGUAAAGGCCAUCAUCAAAAAAGUUCUUAUGAACAACACCAAAAGUCAAGACUCACAGUUUCUUUGGCUGAAACCACCCUCCUCUAAAGAUUCGCCCGAUCAAUCACGCCAGUCAAGGAGAAAAAACGCUGGAAAAGCUACAUAUAGAAUCGGAUCACGUCGAUCCUCAUUUAACUCUGGCUGGAGGCCUCGUCCAGGAUCUGUCGGGUACAUCCCAUGGCGCACUGCGGCACGGGCCGGCUUACAGAGAGGUGCAUCACAGACCGAGGAGAUGGCAGAUCAGAGUUUUCAAAACGCCACAUCUGUGCGGGUAACCGUGGAGACGGAGUCCGAGUCGGAGGAUGCGUACAGUGUACCUGUGGGGAGUCCUCAUGAGAAGAUCACAAGCUGCCAGUUUAAACGAUUACAAACAGAAAACAACCGAUUACAGGUGGAGCUAGAAGAGUUUCGGCUCAGGCUCGCAGAGGAAAGGAACGCCAGGCUGAAAGCCAACUCUCGUCUGGUGGAGCUGGAACUGGAGAACGAGCGUUUGCGCAGUGUGAAUGUCUCUCUGUCUGAAGCCCAUCUCAGCACCUCUGUUCUUGAUGAUGAACGUGUGCUGGAGAGCAUCGAGUCAUCUUUCCACAAAUUCCACGCAUUCCUGGACCUACUGAAAGAUGCCGGGUUGGGGCAGUUUGCAUCUAUAGCUGGAAUUGACCAAUCAGACUUUGGAUUACUUGGGAAUCCUCAGCUUUCUUCAACAGAGAGAAGGGGCCAAGGGGACCAGGCAAGGGAGGAGGGGAGGAGGGAGAGUAAAGCAGCGAUGGACAUCCCUGAACCCGUAUCUGGGACUCCGUCAGGACCUCCUCCUAUUAAUGUAGAUGUUUCUCAAACACAGCCACCACAAGAAGUGCCCUCGAUUCCGGUCAGCGUGCGUCGUGCCUCUCCCGUCCUGCAGGAGGCGCUUGACUUUGACACACACCACUCGAACCCUCACAGGGCCAGCGGAGGCUCUCGAUCGGGGAGUUCAGUCAGCAGUGCCAGUAUUCAGUCUAAAAGCAUAAGGUCCAACAGGUCAAAUGGGUCUGAGAGGAGAGUGUUCUCAGCUGUUGGUUCAAGAGCAUCUAGUCUAUCGCAGCUGGCUUCAGGCAGACAAAGUGAUUCAGGGAGCCAGAAAAGCUCUACUGGAUUGGUUGGGUUUUAACCAGAUCAGAUUCAUAUGUCCUGGUUCACGUAAUUUUUAGAUGUGUUUUGGUGUUUGGUUGCAGUCGUUGCCUUUUUUACCUGUUUGUUAUAAGAGACAUUAUAAGACUGGUGUCUAAAGAACAUGACCUGUUAUUUUGUUAGAUUAGAUUGGCGUUUGAAAGUUGGCUGACUACCUUGCAACCACAGACAAAGUACAGGAUGGGUCAUCUCUGUGUUACUCGCUUUGUCCACACAGUUUUUUUAGUAAUGUUGUUUGAGUUUUAUAGUCCGGUGCUUCAUAACACUGUCCCGACACACCACAGGACUCCACAUGUUGGAUUUAUUGAACUGAUGAUGCGGUUGUGUUAGAAACGGCAGACCUCUCAAAAGUGAAAGGGACUGUUUCAGGACUGGAGAUGAUUGACCAUGAAGUUUGUUUUGUAGUGUUUGACACUAAAGUUAUUACUUUUUUUAAUUAUAACUGUAAUUUUAUAAGUUUAAGAUAAUUUAUGUGAUUUUUUUAAGUGUGUAAAAAUAAUAGAAUCAAAUUGAAAUUUGCUGUCUGAGACUUUAGACUUUAAAUAAUAUUUUCUUGAAAAUAAACUCACUUUGUACUUUGUGUUACAGUGA